This is a messenger RNA of Argentina anserina (silverweed cinquefoil), 1611 nucleotides long. Its product is annotated as WD-40 repeat-containing protein MSI4-like. The transcript has 15 exons. Gene Ontology annotation, molecular function: nucleosome binding; histone binding. Bases 28 to 1425 code for a protein of 465 amino acids. The record is from RefSeq and is a predicted model, not a curated record. NCBI's taxonomy places the organism in Eukaryota, Viridiplantae, Streptophyta, Magnoliopsida, Rosales, Rosaceae. Gene Ontology annotation, cellular component: nucleus. Gene Ontology annotation, biological process: chromatin remodeling; regulation of DNA-templated transcription.
GAGAGAGUGAGGGUGAGAAAGAAGAAGAUGAGAGGGAAAGGUACAGAGCCGUCGGUGAACGAGCGUUACACGCAGUGGAAGUCGCUGGUGCCUGUGCUCUACGACUGGCUCGCCAACCACAAUCUCGUCUGGCCUUCUCUCUCCUGCAGAUGGGGUCCGCAGAUAGAUCAAGCUACUUACAAGACUCGGCAGCGGCUUUAUCUUUCCGAACAGACCGACGGAAGUGUGCCUAAUACUCUUGUCAUUGCAAACUGUGAAAUUGUUAAGCCUAGGGUGGCAGCUGCAGAGCACAUAUCACAGUUCCAUGAAGAAGCACGCUCUCCUUUUGUUAAGAAGUAUAAAACUAUAAUACAUCCUGGAGAGGUAAACAGAAUCAGGGAACUCCCACAGAAUAGUAAGAUAGUGGCCACACACACUGACAGUCCUGAUGUUCUCAUUUGGGAUAUUGAGGCUCAACCUAAUCGUCAUGCAGUCCUGGGAGCUACCGAUUCCCGCCCAGAUCUGCUAUUGACAGGACAUCAAGAUAAUGCUGAAUUUGCUCUUGCUAUGUGCCCCUCAGAACCCUUUGUACUCUCUGGAGGGAAGGACAAGUCAGUGAUUUUGUGGAGUAUUCAUGAUCAUAUCUCGUCUCUAGCAUCAGAUCCUGCGUCUGCAAGGUCUCCAGGAUCUGGUGGUUCAAAAGCUAAACAUGCCUCUAAGGGUGGAGGGAGUAUUGACAAACCCACAAACAGCCCCUCCGUUGAGCCACGAGGUACCUAUCAAGGGCAUGAGGAUACUGUUGAAGAUGUACAGUUCUGCCCAUCCAGUGCACAGGAGUUCUGCAGUGUUGGUGAUGAUUCUUGCCUCAUACUAUGGGAUGCUAGAUCUGGCAGUAGUCCAGUUGUCAAGGUUGAGAAAGCUCAUGAUGCUGACCUUCAUUGUGUUGAUUGGAAUCCUAAUGAUGUCAAUCUCAUUCUUACAGGGUCCGCCGAUAAUUCUGUUCAUAUGUUUGACCGCCGGAAUCUCACUUCUGGAGGAGUUGGAUCACCCAUACAUAAGUUUGAGGGCCACAAUGCGGCUGUUCUCUGUGUUCAGUGGUGUCCUGACAAGUCCUCUGUCUUUGGAAGUUCUGCUGAGGAUGGCCUAUUGAACAUCUGGGAUUAUGAAAAGAUUUAUAAGAAGCAAGAAGCUGUUGGAUCGAAGCUGCCAAUUGCUCCUGCAGGAUUGCUUUUCCGACAUGCUGGUCAUAGGGACAAGGUUGUUGAUUUUCAUUGGAAUACAUCUGAUCCCUGGACAAUCGCAAGUGUUUCUGAUGAUUGUGGAAGUACUGGAGGAGGCGGCACACUUCAGAUGUGGCGAAUAUUAGAUAUGAUUUACAGGCCUGAGGAAGAGGUGCUGGCGGAGCUUGACAAGUUCAAAUCUCACCUGUUGACAUGUUCUGCUUGAUGUGUGUCCUUCACUCACUAGAUAGUGUUAACUAAACUCGGUCUCUUUUAAAUUUUAAUCACCAAUUUUCCAGUCCCAGCUGAAGAAAAAACUUGGUCUAGUUGGGCACUUGGGUGCCUAAUUGUAAUGAUUAGUUGUGAUGUUCCUUUAACUUAACUGGUUUCAUUUGGAAGAGAAGUAAAAUCU